CAUAAUUAUCUCAUGAAAUUCGGAUAUUUACCUGAAAGUGAUUUGGAAACCGGAAAUCUAAGAACAGAUGAUCAAUUAAAAGAAGCCAUCAAGGAGCUGCAGAGGUUUGGUAACGUAAAAGUGACUGGGGAGAUAGAUGAAGCGACACAAAAGCUGAUGAAAGCCCGGCGUUGCGGUCUAGCAGACAAACCCGACUUACGCUUUGAGAGAUUAAGACAUAAAAGGUUCACGAUACACGGUCAACAUUGGCCGUACAAGAAUCUCACCUGGAGGUAA
Cotesia congregata is the source of this 276-nucleotide messenger RNA. NCBI's taxonomy places the organism in Eukaryota, Metazoa, Arthropoda, Insecta, Hymenoptera, Braconidae. The record is from the annotation of a GenBank genome assembly.